Messenger RNA from Hemiscyllium ocellatum (epaulette shark), 2433 nucleotides. RefSeq names its product solute carrier family 45 member 3-like. Gene Ontology annotation, biological process: transmembrane transport. NCBI's taxonomy places the organism in Eukaryota, Metazoa, Chordata, Chondrichthyes, Orectolobiformes, Hemiscylliidae. Gene Ontology annotation, molecular function: sucrose:proton symporter activity. The record is from RefSeq and is a predicted model, not a curated record. Bases 406 to 2118 code for a protein of 570 amino acids. Gene Ontology annotation, cellular component: membrane. The transcript has 5 exons.
ACCAGGAGUCAGUCUCUCUCUCUCUCUCUCUGCAGCGACGACUCUUUCUCUAGAGGAGGUUCUGCAAGCGCUCAAAACAAAAACACUCCACGGACAGCAGCCAGUCCAUGUGAGGGUGAUUCUGCAUUGGAGCGCUAGGUCCCGUCACUGAUGCUUUGAGUUUGUGGGGAAAUAAACUUCUUUUCCGCUGGAAACAUGGUGGGUUUGGGUGAGCUGCUUGGCGAUGGACAGUUCUGGAUGCUCAGUGCCUGAACAUGGAGCAGUUUCACAUUAGCACAAUGUCGAGGAGAACUCUCCACAUUUGUGGUGCUAUAAACUGGGAAAGCUGCCGAGCAGUUGUCAAGGGGGGCGAGAAAAUUCUGGACGUGGUCAGAGACAGAGUGCAGAAUUAGAGGCGGUAUUGUAAUGAUGGAGAAGCCCCAGGCCAGCAUGUUUUUCCACAAACGAAGGUCCCAGUUGUUGUUGCUGAAUUCACUGACGUGUGGCUUGGAGAUGUGUGUGGGAGCCGGAAUCACCUUUGUACCCCCACUGCUUCUGGAAGCCGGUGUACAAGAAAAAUACAUGACUAUGGUUUUGGGUAUUGGGCCAGUCCUGGGACUGAUAUUUGUUCCAAUGAUUGGUUCGGCAAGUGACCACUGGACAAGUCGCUAUGGCCGCCGACGCCCCUUCAUUUGGGCGCUCUGCUUUGGGGUCCUUCUGAGUCUCUUUGUUAUCCCUCACGCCAGCAAGAUGGCCACUUUCUUCAGCCUGAACGAUUAUCCUGUCGAUGUGAUCUUCCUCAUCAUUGGAAUCUGCAUGUUGGACUUUUGUGGCCAAGUCUGUUUCACCCCUCUGGAGGCACUGCUGUCAGAUUUGUUCCAUGAUGCAGAAGAUUGUAGGCAGGCUUUCUCCAUGUAUUCCUUCAUGAUCAGCCUGGGGGGUUGCAUUGGCUACCUCUUGACAGCAGUGGACUGGAAAAGGACUUUUGUGUCCACUUACCUCGGUGGGCAAGAAGAUUGCCUCUUCACACUUCUGGCUGCCAUAUUUAUUUUUUGUGUUCUUGCAACCUUCUUUGUAUCUGAGGAAAACUAUAGUAAUGUGGAUGGCCGGGUCGAUAUUUCACCAAAGGAAGUCAUUAAGCCUCUGUCACGGUACUGUUGUUGCUCCACUAGUAUGCUUUGGCGAGCAAGGCACUACCUUCUGGUACUGAAGAACUGUUGCACUUUGAUCCCCAAACUCUAUAACUUGUACUGUCGCAUACCCAAGGUGAUCCGGCAGCUGGUUGUAGCAGAAUUCUACAGCUGGAUGGCUCUCAUGACGUUCAUGAUGUUCUACACAGACUUUGUGGGGGAGGGACUCUACCAUGGUAUCCCUAAUGCUGAUCCUGGGAGUGAAGCUCGGCUGCGCUAUGAUGAAGGUGUUCGAAUGGGCAGUAUGGGUCUUUUCCUGCAGUGUGCAUUCUCAAUUUUUUGUUCAGCAAUAAUGGACAGACUGGUGAAGGGGUUUGGUACCAAAGUAGUUUACCUCGCCAGCAUAGCAUUUUUUACAUUUUCCGCCUUCAUCAUGUGCCUUUCGAAGAGUGUGAUCCUGGUGACAGUGAUGUCUGCACUAACGGGGUUUACAUAUUCAACUCUACAAAUUCUACCAUACACAUUGAACUCCCUUUAUCAUAAGGAAAAACAGGUAUAUUUUUGCAAGCACAAGUUUACUGAACUCGAAGAUGGCAAUUGCCAGAUUGAGAAAAAGGCAUCUUCGCAAAAUGGAAUCUUGAAUCAUAAGUCAUAUAAUCAAAAUGGAAAUUUAAUUACAACUGCUCCUCUACUGUCUUCCAAAGGCCCUCUGCCAGAGAGAAGCAGCAUCUCUCAAAAUCGUGGAUCUCAGUGUGAGGUCAUCAUGCCUGCUGGAUCUACUGACGGUGAACAAUCUAUGGGGAGAGGGAUUUGCCUUGACCUAGCUAUUCUGGACAGUGCCUUCCUUCUUUCUCAGGUCAUUCCCUCACUACUCAUGGGAACAAUUGUUCAGUUUACACAGACAGUAACUGCUUACAUGAUCUCCGCGGCCUUCUUUGGGACGGUGGCUAUUUAUUUUGCAACCAAAAUAGUUUUUGAUAAAAAUGAUUUGGAAAAGUAUUUAGUGUGAUGUAAUGAAGGGAUGAUACUCUUUCUGCUAUGGGGUGGUGUAACAGUUGGAGGUGAGUGAUAUUGAGUUCUAUGGCAAUAUUAUAAGCACAAUAGUUGUCUAUUAAGAUCAGGAUUCUUCAGAAUUCUGAAGCACUCCUUGGUUCAUUGAUUAUGCUAUUGCUCGAUAACUUUGAAGUCUGACAUGAAUCUGUUUCACUGACUGGAGACCAUAUGGCUUUCAUUUGGUGUCGAUGCACAAACAUCUGCUGCUUAUCAACUCCUGAUUUCUAAAUGAAUCCAUUUAUACACUUCAAAGCAUCUAAUCUAUUUUACA